AAUAAGGCUCGCCAUGCCCGUAUGUGCAGCCUGGUCAUGCAAUAUACUACUUCGAGCUAGGCACAGCAAGCUUUUUGCCUUUCAGCUUCGAAUUGAAGAUUUUGCUUCGAGGAGGAGAGAGGAGCUUUUCUAGCGCUACGUACGCCUGGGAGAGUGGCUGUUCUCUCGCUGCUGGAGUGACUCAUUGUAGUUUGUUAGGCCAGCAGAAGUGAGGUUUUCUGAGCCUACUUUACGGAAAAUCUGGUUGUUAGCAUUUGCAGCCUUUGUGAUGGCGUCAACUGCUCUUGCCGGUGCCUAUUCCCGGAGUCUGGUGCUGACAUCAUUGCCUUCGGUGGCUGGGCAGUCAGUAGGGCAGAGCUUUCCGGCCCCUGUUGCAAGGCCCUGCUUGAUUGAGGCGAUGCGCAAGAAGAAGGCCACUAAGCAUCAUGAACACUCAAGGCCAAAGAAGCACAACCCGUAUGACAAGAAUAGGAAGCCGCCUGUUUAUGACGCCCUGCCGCCGCGUCCCCCAGUCCUUGUUGCUGAGAGCGACUCGGAAGCAGUGCAGCAAGCACAAACUCUAAUUAGCGGGGCUCAUGAAACACUGAGGACCACGAUCGCAUAGAAUCUCUACUCUGACAAUCGAAACAAAAGAAAUUCUUCUAUGGGGGAAAAGAACCGCUCAAAGCAUUGGCUGCGAGCCGUCAUGGAGGAGCUUGAACCGCCCAUUUCGGCAUACAUUCUGUUCUUCCAGUCUGCCAGAGCCCUUUGGAGCAAUGUAUUAAACUUAUGAAGAGAUCGCCCUUCUGUAUAGGGGGUUGGAUAGCCUCGAUCAGUCAGAGGCGUUUCUAGCAUUGGGUGUUUCUUCUCAAAGACGAUUUCGUUGAGUAAAGGUUUCAACGAAGCUUACUCUCCAUUCUGCUGAGUUUGAGGGCCCGCAGCUACCACAAUCUCGAAAAACAAGGUUCUUCAUGACGCCAAUUGGCAGUGGUUCAGGACGAGCUAGGCUGGCGGGGAGUUUUGGGUGGUGCAACAUUCUUUUCGCAUGCGUUUACUUUUAGGAUGAUCUGUGGACGCAUGCAGUGCGGGCCUGCGUGCUGUAGAGAGUAUAACGCCCAUGCGAGUUUGUUGUUACGUUAUUUAGAUGCGUAAUUUGCGCGGGCAAUGUCCGGGCGGCUGUUGCCAC
Molecule: messenger RNA, 1165 nt
Organism: Klebsormidium nitens
Lineage: Eukaryota; Viridiplantae; Streptophyta; Klebsormidiophyceae; Klebsormidiales; Klebsormidiaceae
Source: the annotation of a GenBank genome assembly